Molecule: messenger RNA, 813 nt
Organism: Aspergillus bombycis
Lineage: Eukaryota; Fungi; Ascomycota; Eurotiomycetes; Eurotiales; Aspergillaceae
Exons: 1
Coding region: 1-813 (270 amino acids)
Source: RefSeq, a predicted model, not a curated record
AUGGAAAGCCGACUACCUACUCGUGCACUAAAACGGGAGGGCGACAACCAUGAGCAGAGUUCUAGCUCUAAACGACCGCACGGGGCGACGAUGGAUCCUCUAGCGCUCAAGGACCUAGGCGAGAACCUGAAAAUUAUACCCGUGCCUACGGACACCGAUGACCUUGAGACGACAUCGCAAAAGAUGCAGGAUCUCGCCAGGGUUGUUGAGCGGGGUAAUAGUCUUGCACUGUGGACGGGACUGAAGCUGGCGUCGCACAACAAACGCAGGGAUUUGGAAAGCUCAGCUAGGGCACAGAUGACGGAAUCUGAAUGGGAGCUGUAUGAGCGCUGGAAAGGAAUGCAAGACACCCGCAAUGAUGGGGAUAAGCACAAUAACCAAACUAAGCAGACGCCACUGAAUAUUCCAGAUUUCAACUGGGACGAGAACAAAGCUCCUGUGCCAACAGGGGCUCACAGUGUCAGAAAAUUUACACAGCGGGCAGCAGCCAUGGACAUUGUCUGGGGCCACCAAGGCGCCACUCCCGAGCAUGCAUCGUGGCUGACUUUUAAUAUGCCAGCCAUGCUACCCCUUAUCAAAGCGAUCACCAAGGUCACUAAUAUCCAGAAGCACAUUCAGGGCGCUGAUCCUCUGGCUGGCAAACUGACAGAAAUGGAGGCUGCAGAGAUUGAAACCGUGCGCAGGAUAAUAGCGAUCGCAGAGGGAAACCGAUUACGCGAAUUGGAGCGGAUCCGCAAGCUGGCCAAAUCCAUCUGUGAGUUGGCUGCAAUCCUCAAGUCUCGUGCAGAGGGACUAGAGAAACUUGAAAGGUAG